This is a messenger RNA of Myxocyprinus asiaticus (Chinese sucker), 2639 nucleotides long. RefSeq names its product gap junction protein alpha 13.1 (gene gja13.1). The transcript has 2 exons. The coding region runs from base 169 to 1038 and encodes 289 amino acids. Lineage: Eukaryota; Metazoa; Chordata; Actinopteri; Cypriniformes; Catostomidae. Gene Ontology annotation, biological process: cell communication. The record is from RefSeq and is a predicted model, not a curated record. Gene Ontology annotation, cellular component: connexin complex.
CUGCUUACCCUCAGACAACGUGACAGUCGGGCAUAUUCAGCAAUUGCACAAUCUCAGCAAAGCCAAAAAAUCAAGGUUCAACUAUUGUUGGCUAUCAUUUGGUAUGUGGCUUAGUUUCUAUCAGGAAGAGGUGUACUUCGCUAAAGGAACGUCUGAGCGUCAAUAAACAUGGGAGACUGGGGAUUUCUCUCAGCUUUGCUAGACAAGGUGCAGUCCCACUCCACCGUCAUAGGCAAAAUAUGGAUGAGCGUUCUCUUCAUCUUCAGAAUCCUGGUGCUAGGAGCGGCAGCCGAGAGCGUAUGGGGUGACGAACAGUCUAGUUUGGUUUGUAACACAUUGCAACCUGGUUGCGAGAACGUGUGCUACGACUGGCAGUUUCCCAUCUCCCACAUUCGCUUCUGGGUCAUGCAGAUCAUCUUUGUGUCCACUCCGACCUUGGUCUACCUCGGUCAUGCAGUGCAAGUCAUUCACCAAGAAAAAAAACUCAGGGAGAAGAUACAAAUUCUUGGUGAGGGCAACAUGUUGAAGACACCUAAAUACACAGACGAAAGGGGCCACAUCAAGAUUAAGGGAAAUCUGCUUGGCAGCUAUUUGACCCAGCUGUUCUUCAAAAUCAUCCUGGAGAUUGCUUUUAUUAUCGGACAGUAUUAUUUAUAUGGGUUUAUUAUGGUCGCUAAAUUUACUUGUUCCCAAUCCCCUUGCCCCUACACCGUUGAAUGUUUCAUGUCCCGUCCCACAGAGAAGACCAUCUUUAUUAUAUUUAUGCUGGUGGUAGCUUGUGUGUCUCUUGUAUUGAAUGUAAUAGAGGUGUUCUACCUGUUGUGCACCAAGGUGGGAUGUCGGUCCAACAAGCGACAGACACAUAAUAUUAAUUCGGCAAAAAAUCCUGCCAAACUUUCAUCUUCUUGGCAGCCAAAGUUGAGCGCUGAGGACGCUCUGAAGCAAAACAAGCUGAACAUGCAGUUCGAAAGUGGGCAGAGUCUUGGAGGAAGUUUGGAUGGGGCAAAAGAGGAAAAACAAUUGCUGGCAGACCAUUAGAAGUUAACUUUUGUAUCCCAGAGAAGUCCUCACUAAUCCAUUUCAGUUUUCGUUUUCAAAAGUCUUCACUUUCGGUGGAGGCAAACUUUUUUGUGUGGAUGAGAGGAAUAAAUGCAGCAAAAUGUAUGCAUUUUCAAAGGAAUACCUUUUAGUGUGGACGUCGCCUCAAAUAAACCUUGAAAUUGUACAAAUUCUAAUAGGUUUUAAAGAUCCUAUGAAAUCAAAUUGGAGGCUUUUGUGGCUUUUAGUCCAUGUCUGGUAGUCCAGGUCAUCAAUAUGCUAGUGUACUUCUAACAGUUCACAAAAAUGUACUUUUAGAAUAUAAAUAUGCAUUUAAAAAUGCACAGUCUCUCCCUUUUGGGAAAAUGGACCAAAAUUAUUAAUGACUCAUACUGCACUCCAGGCCUGGUUCCAGAUCAAAAUCACUGAGGGUGCUUCUGAAUUUUGUGGGGGUGCUCUAGUAGUAAAAGUGAAGACACAAUAAAGCAUCAUCUGUAUAAAAAUAGUACCAAAUACCAGGCUUUUAGUGAACACUAGGAGGUAAAUUUUUUUCACACUUAAACUAGGCUAACAUUUAGUAGUAUGAAUACAUUAUUAAACUAUUGAAAUAAAAAUAUUAUAUAGGGCAUGACCAUGUUUCCAACUUAGUAUAACAGGUGAUGUAAAACCAUGAAAAUUUAUAAUAUAAUGAUUUCCACAUGACUUUUAUUAAGUCUUUAAGGAAUGAAAGAAUGAAGCAGCAGGCAAACGAUAUUCUUUAUAUAAGUACAAUUCUGACGAUGUGGAUGUAAAAAAUAAUUUUGAUGAACUCACAGUUUUAUAUAUAAAUAACACUGCCUUUGUUUAUAAAUGUUUUGGAGAAAAAAAAUUACAAUGAUUUGUGCUAUGUUUUCUACAUGCUGUAUGAAUGCAGCGAUGUAUUAAGAAGUCCUCAGUUGAGGGUGCUUUAACAUCCAUUUUAGGGUGCUUAGCUCAUAUUGCCCAAUCAAUUGCUUUCUUGAAUGAGAAUGACCCUCCCCCUAAUACCAACUGCCUCUGGCUAGCAAGUAGCAAAUUAUGGUUAAUGGCUGUGAUGCAUCUAAAAACCUAUAGGCUAUUUAAAAAAAGGGAUGGUCCCUUUGAUGUGUGCCACCCAAAAUACCUUUUUCGUCAACACAGGAAAGAAAACUGUGCUUGUGAAGUGACUUCUUCGGGUCUUUAAGAGAAAAAUCUCUCCAUUUAUUUUUUUACUUAUUGUCUAGUAUUUACUGACACACUUGAUCACUGAGACAGAUUGCAUUAUUAAAAAAAAUUUUGUGAUUGCACAAUGCAUGUUUUUGCUUUUAAUUGGAUGGUUUUGAUGUACUUUGUCAAUAAAUACUUAGUGUUAUGUGAUGUAUUUUGAGUAAAUAUGUAUUAAGAGUCACUGAAUACUGUACGCAUGUCUUCUGUGUUUUGAUGUUGUCAUUUUCAUUUUUUCCUCCACAUUCAUUUGUUGCAAUUUAGACAAAUUAUAGUGAUGUUUAUUCUGAAUGUAAACUCCAUCAGAACUGGUUUUGGUGAUGUUUAAGAACAGAAUGUAGGACAAUUUCCUUGUUUGAAAUAAAACUUUUGAAAAGAAA